AUGGAGCCUAAAAGAAACAGGUUUAUCGGGUUUGUUCAAGAGAGGUCCGCUUAUAUCCCUACCAUUACCAAGUCUAUUAGUAACUUUGCCACCAAUGCUUUUGACUCCUCAAACGAAGUACCUAAAUCCGUUCCGCCAAAUUCUAAGAUAUUGCUCUACAAUACUUAUACUAGGAUGGAGACGCAUGAGGGAAAUACUAAGUAUAUUACAGAUGUACAGGGAAAUUUCAACUGCCCUGCCACUCCGGGCUCAAUGACAAGGAGAAAUCGAUUACUGCUUUCCAUGGCAAAACAAUUUGUAAAAAAUCCAUCCACCUUUAAUACAGACCAGUUUGAACACGAACUGGAAAGCGAGAUGGCGAACCCGGACACUACUUUGGACCAGCUCUCUGGUGUCCCCGAGUUCUCUAGAACUAGCACUAUGUCCACGACGGCAAGUUCGAUCUCUCAAACUAAUUCAAUGGCGGAUUUAGACGACACAUUGGUGCAACGAUUGGAGGGGUUUCUAUGCAAAUCCAUACCAGACCAAGAAGUACGGGUGACUAUUGGCUCCGAGACAAGAUCCCACAAUCAGGUCUUGAAAAGUAAAACCGUACGUACGUUUGCGAACGGUGACUUUGUUACCCAAGUGGCUACCGACUAUGUCCCAUCCAUUAUUCAGGUCAGUUCCACCUACGACGACCAAAUUUUUUCAUUUCAGCAAAUUAUGCUGAUUCCAGAUUGGGGCAUUGGUGUGAUUUCAGAUAUUGAUGACACUAUUCGCCAAUCUGGAGUUAUUGGUGAUAAAAGAAGUUUAUUCACUAAUAUUUUUGUGAAGCCUUAUCGGCUUUGCGAAGUACCAAACAUUUCUCGAUGGUUCAACUCUCUCGCUGAGUCAUGCAACGUUUCUUUCCACUAUGUUUCGAAUUCUCCAUGGCAGUUGUAUCCUACUACUUAUCAAUUCUUCGAGGAAAUUGGACUACCAACAGGGUCAAUACAUUUGAAAAAGUAUUCCGGAAAUUUACUUUCAAGUUUUAUGCAACCAGCCUCAGAAAGGAAACGAAUUGCCUUGCAAAAAAUCUUACGAGAUUUCCCUCACAGAAAAUACAUAUUGAUUGGAGAUUCGGGUGAACAGGAUAUGGAGGCUUAUCUUGAAAUAUGUAUCGAAUUCCCUUCUCAAAUCCUUGGAGUUUAUAUCCGAGUCGUGGAUAACUCUCUUUCGGACUUUGACGACGAUAAGAUAUUCAACGAAUUACAACAGAUCAUGGACCGUGAUCAUAAGAACUGUCGAACCCCCGCAUUAAAUCCUCUGGACGAAGAUUUAAUCGACCUGGAUACAGAAAUAGAACAAACAGCAACCGAGCAUAAACCACCUCAUCUUUAUAGAAAACCUCCCAUGAUCCCUCCAAAACCAAAAGUGCUCAAGGGUGCUCCAAUAGUUCCAAAAAAACCAGUAGAGCUGAAAGGGCGUUCUGUGGUUCCCCAACAAAUGUCCUCAUCUAGCACAACAUCACUUUCAACUACCAAUGGGAAAGGAACUUUGACAUCUUCAAAUUUAGAUCCUCCACCGUUGCCUAGGAGAACAAGCUCGUCUCCCAGUUCAUUGGUUUACACUAAACUGUCCUCCCUGUCUUCUAACGACAGAGAGAAAAGAUUUAGAGACGCAGGAACAACAGAAUAUAUCAAUAGUGCUGGCGAUCAAGUGACUUAUACAAUCUAUGACAAGAAGGGUGAAUUAUGGAAGCAACGAAUUCAUGCACUCAAAGAUAGACUUCCUGAUCAUAUAGACUUUCAGUUUUGGUGGAAUAUUGACGAUAAAUUAAUCGAUCAAAGUAUUGAAAAAAUCAAAAAAAGUAUGUAG
Messenger RNA from Komagataella phaffii GS115, 1839 nucleotides. RefSeq lists its product as uncharacterized. The coding region runs from base 1 to 1839 and encodes 612 amino acids. Lineage: Eukaryota; Fungi; Ascomycota; Pichiomycetes; Pichiales; Pichiaceae. Gene Ontology annotation, molecular function: phosphatidate phosphatase activity. The transcript has a single exon. Gene Ontology annotation, cellular component: actin cortical patch. The record is from RefSeq and is a predicted model, not a curated record.